Messenger RNA from Columba livia (rock pigeon), 2756 nucleotides. RefSeq lists its product as uncharacterized. The record is from RefSeq and is a predicted model, not a curated record. NCBI's taxonomy places the organism in Eukaryota, Metazoa, Chordata, Aves, Columbiformes, Columbidae. Gene Ontology annotation, molecular function: glycosyltransferase activity. The coding region runs from base 356 to 1711 and encodes 451 amino acids. The transcript is spliced from 2 exons. Gene Ontology annotation, cellular component: cytoplasm.
GUCUCGCGCCGCUCGCUCUCCCGCCCCUUUCCGGGGCAGGUGACGGUCCGAGCGUUCCCGCCCCUCCCGGGCUGGCGGCGCGCGGGGUCUCGCGGGGGCUGCUCGCGGCGCCGCGGGAGGGGCUGGGGGGGCGCGCGCGGCGGAAGGAGCCGCGGGGUGCGGCGGUUCGCGCGGUCGGGGCGGCGGGAGCGCGCGCGGGUGGCGCGGCGGCCGCUGCGCGGGGCCCGUGACUGACUGGCAGCACCUGCGGAAGAGGCUCCGCCAGCUCCGGGCUUUAUUUCCACUCAGGAAAGAGCCAAUAAGAUGGUGGGCAGCCCUGGCGUUGUUUCUCAGUACCGGUGCUAACUGCUUAACGAUGCGGCAGCAUGAAGUGCAAGGACAAAGAAAUUGGCAUACGCAUUUAGAUACAUUCAGAAUGUUGUGUGGUGGGAAAAAGUCUUACUUUGCUGCUGCUGUGUGCAUUAUUACUCUAACUUCAGUGGUCACACUUUCUUAUCUUAGGUUACAGAGACUACCUUACCUGCCAAAAAUAAUUCAAGAAGGUAGCAGAUGUAGAGGGAAAAUUACCCAUAGCACAAUAACAGCAUUAGAAGAUAACAGAACUUUUAUUAUAUCCCCCUACUUUGAUGACAGAGAAAGCAAAGUCACUCGUGUGAUUGGGAUUGUUCACCAUGAAGGUGUAAAACAACUAUACUGCUGGUUCUGCUGUCAGCCUGAUGGAAAGAUAUAUGUAGCAAGAGCAAAAAUCGAUGUUCACUCAGAUAGAUUUGGAUUCCCUUAUGGUGCAGCAGAUAUAGUUUGUCUGGAACCCGAAAACUGCAAUCCAACACAUGUAUCAAUUCAUCAGUCUCCACAUGCAAAUAUUGACCAGCUGCCAAGCUUCAAAAUUAAAAACCGCAAGUCUGAGACCUUUUCUGUUGACUUCACCGUGUGCAUCUCUGCCAUGUUUGGAAAUUACAACAAUGUCUUGCAGUUCAUACAGAGUGUGGAGAUGUACAAGAUUCUUGGCGUACAGAAAGUGGUGAUCUAUAAGAACAACUGCAGCCAACUGAUGGAGAAGGUCUUGAAGUUUUAUAUGGAAGAAGGCACCGUAGAGAUAAUUCCCUGGCCAAUAAACUCACACCUCAAGGUUUCUACUAAAUGGCACUUCAUGCAAGAUGGAACACACAUUGGCUACUAUGGACAAAUCACGGCUCUAAAUGACUGUAUAUACCGUAACAUGCAGAGGAGCAAGUUUGUGGUUCUUAAUGAUGCUGAUGAAAUAAUUCUUCCCCUUAAGCACCCGGACUGGAAAGCCAUGAUGAGCAGCCUUCAGGAGCAGAACCCAGGGGCUGGCAUUUUCCUCUUUGAGAACCAUAUCUUCCCCAAAACCGUAUCUACUCCUGUGUUCAACAUUUCGUCCUGGAACAGGGUGCCAGGUGUUAACAUAUUACAGCAUGUUCACAGAGAGCCGGACAGGAAAGAGGUUUUCAAUCCCAAGAAGAUGAUAAUCGAUCCACGGCAGGUGGUUCAGACUUCAGUCCACUCUGUCCUACGUGCUUACGGGAACAGUGUGAACGUCCCCGCGGACGUUGCCCUCGUCUAUCACUGUCGGGUGCCCCUUCAAGAAGAGCUCCCCAGAGAAUCCCUCAUCAGGGAUACAGCACUGUGGAGAUACAACUCGUCGUUAAUCACGAACGUUAACAAGGUGCUACACCAAACCGUACUGUAAGCUCCAAAGCGAAACCUGGGUUGUAAGGAGGGGAAGUGGAGAGCUACCUGUGUCUUGGGGAGGCGGAGGAUAUAAUUUAAAAAUCCCAUUGAAAUCACUUCCACAUUAAGUUUACGUGUUACAGAGAUUCGGGAGAGCAGCCCUUUUGUGUGCUGUACUAAGGUAAAUGCAUUUCAUUUGUGAACUGAACUUUGGUACCUUGUAAAAUUCCACGGUGAUCAAGUGCUGGUUAAGGAUUGUGUGAAGUCUCUACUGCAGCUUUAUAAGGUGUGAGAGCUGAGGCAUAGAGAGAAGAUGAUAGUUCUUUUACACGCCUGUAACUAUGAAAGGUAAUUAUUUAAGGCCUAGGUAGUGACCAUGCAGAAAUUAGAAAGUUAAUGUUCUGAUUUCCAGCUAUCUCUUUUUCUUCUACCCAUCUUCAUACAUGUUUUAGAUAGUACAAUGCAUGUUUAAACUACCUGAAGAAGGAAUAAAUUGAUUUUUGGUUAUUUGUAUCUCUGCAGUACUUGGUGGAUAAAAACCAGCUGUGUUUGGUGGUGCCUGUUAAAAGGUGGCUUGGGGCAGCACGUCCCAGGUGAGCGGCUGCAUUGCUGUUCACACGGUAACUCGUCACCGCAGGAGCCGGGUGAGCACACACGCAACUUCAGCACUGCAACUGCCAGUUGUUAGAGGUGUUUCUUCUGAAGGGAAAUGGGGGUUUGUAGCAGAGCCGUGAGCCGUGUGAUGGUACCGAGGAUAAAGGCAGGUGGUGUGAUCUUUCCCGGAAAAUGUACAAUGAGCUUGUUUUCAACUAAAAAUAAUCAGUAUUUCUCAACUGAAUCAAAUAGUGAAAAAAGGGUGUACACAGUUUUCAAGCUAUGUACAAAAAAAUACAACUACAGUCAUGGUAACAUUGCUUAAUUCUUGCAGUUUCUACGUUACUGUUUGGGUACCAAAUUUGUAUGUACCAAGCUGAGUAAAAUGUAAACAAAUGCAUUGUGAAAAUAAUUUAUCAAAAUCGAUGAGUUUCAAUUGUAAUAAAAUGAACCCCUUAUAUUAUUGAAAA